Molecule: messenger RNA, 1219 nt
Organism: Arabidopsis thaliana (thale cress)
Lineage: Eukaryota; Viridiplantae; Streptophyta; Magnoliopsida; Brassicales; Brassicaceae
Gene: TAF11
Product: TBP-associated factor 11
Exons: 5
Coding region: 175-807 (210 amino acids)
Biological process (GO): transcription initiation at RNA polymerase II promoter; RNA polymerase II preinitiation complex assembly
Cellular component (GO): nucleus; transcription factor TFIID complex
Molecular function (GO): protein heterodimerization activity
Source: RefSeq, marked reviewed
CCGACUUAUAACAGUCGCUACACUCCUAUAGAAAAGCUUGAAAUUGAACACAGUCGAUGAAUUUUCCUCUCCGCCUGGAAGAUUGUGGAGCUCCCAGUUGUUGUUAACAACGGUCUAGAGAUUCGUGUCUCUUGAAAUUCGAUCUGAGUUUCACCUUCAAGGUUUUAAUCAGGAAUGAAGCAUUCAAAGGAUCCGUUUGAAGCAGCGAUUGAGGAAGAGCAAGAGGAAUCGCCACCGGAAUCACCCGUUGGCGGAGGAGGAGGAGGUGAUGGUAGUGAAGACGGACGAAUUGAAAUCGACCAGACUCAAGAUGAAGAUGAGAGACCUGUGGAUGUUCGCCGUCCGAUGAAGAAAGCUAAAACCUCUGUUGUUGUUACUGAAGCUAAGAACAAAGAUAAAGAUGAAGAUGAUGAAGAAGAGGAAGAGAAUAUGGAUGUUGAGCUUACUAAAUAUCCAACUAGUUCUGAUCCUGCUAAAAUGGCCAAAAUGCAAACCAUAUUAUCGCAAUUCACUGAGGAUCAGAUGAGUAGAUAUGAAUCUUUUAGGAGAUCUGCACUUCAAAGACCACAGAUGAAGAAGUUAUUGAUAGGUGUCACUGGUAGUCAGAAGAUUGGUAUGCCAAUGAUUAUUGUUGCGUGUGGUAUUGCAAAGAUGUUCGUUGGUGAACUCGUUGAAACAGCUCGAGUUGUUAUGGCGGAAAGGAAAGAAUCAGGACCUAUCAGACCUUGUCAUAUCAGGGAGUCUUAUCGGAGACUAAAGCUCGAAGGAAAAGUGCCUAAAAGAUCAGUUCCACGCCUUUUCCGCUAGUCAACAAGAGCCAAAAGAGAACUUAUAUCAGCCUAAGACUGGGGAAUUUACCAAUGCUGCUCAAGGAUAAGGGUCUACGGCAGGUUUAAGCUGGCGAGAUUUGCCUAUCAAUCUCAUCAUAAAGGAGAACUUCUUUGGCUUCCCUGGUGGAUCAUAUUGUUCUUUGAUGUUCUUAACUUUGUGUGACAACUUUUGUAGUAAAUCAAUCUUUGGAUACAGACCCUGAAAUGGCUAUCAGUCUUACGGUUUGGUUUUUAUUUGGUUUACGUUUCCAGUUUUCAUUUUCAAUACAAGAUCAAUCUUUGACUACAGACCACAUGGCCUAAAAGUGGCAAUCCGGUUUACUAGGUUGGAUUCGGUUUCAUUUCCGGUUUUAUAGAAUUCGAAAUCAAAUAAAAUCAUUUGUAAUCCG